CUUCAAUCUUCCCUUUCCCCCCUCCCAAUCACAUCGCCGGAGCAUGCUUCACCGCAGCCAUGGCGCCGUAUCCAGGGUCUGAUGCAGACUAUUUUAGGGACAAGGCGCGUAGGGAUUUGUUAACUCUCCUUGAAGGCGUACGUGGUAAGAAAAACCUUGUCGUCAGUCAGGAUCUGGCUGGUCCAGUCGGGCUGUUCGUCAAGUUCUCGCUGCUCCAGGAAUACGGUGUAGAUCGCGUGUUCCUGCUCGAGAAUGGCAACGUGGACUCCUCUCAGCGCAACGUCGUCUUUCUAGUCCACGCGGAAAAGAUACGCCAGGUGCGGGCCGUGGCAGAACAGAUUCAGCGUCUUCAGCGCAACGGCAAUGUUGAACAUGAACUCUCCAUAUUCUGGGUUCCGAGGCGGACCCUUGUAAGCAAUUCCAUCCUUGAAGAAGCCGGCAUUAUAGGCGAUGUGAAUAUUGCCGAAUUCCCACUGUACUUCGCCCCUUUGGAGCAAGAUGUGCUGUCCCUGGAGCUAGAAGACUCUUUUGGCGACUUGUACCUGCACAAGGAUCCGGCAUGUAUCUUCCACUCCGCAAAAGCCCUCAUGGACAUCCAGCAAAGACAUGGCUACUUCCCUCGUAUCAUUGGCAAGGGUGACCAUGCCCGACGCCUUGCAGACCUCCUACUGCGGAUGAGAAAGGAGCUUGAUGCUGAAGAGAGCUCGGGUCUUGCUGGAGUCUCUGCCAGAGGCCUUCUUCCUAGCGCAAGCACUGAAAGCCUCAUCAUCAUCGAUCGCGAAGUCGACUUUGGGUCUGCGCUACUGACACAAUUGACCUACGAAGGAUUGAUCGAUGAGACAGUGGGCAUCAAGAAUAACCAAGCAGAUGUGGACACCUCUAUCGUCGGGCCUACGGCAGUGCCUCAGGCUCAGGAGUCUUCUAAAGCACCCCAGCAGUCCUCAAAACAAGGACAAAAGCGGAAAGUCCAACUGGACUCCUCCGACCAACUCUUCAGCCAGCUGCGUGACGCCAACUUCGCUAUCGUAGGUGACAUAUUGAACAAGGUUGCACGCCGUUUGGAAAGCGACUAUGAAAGCCGACAUGCCGCCAAAACUACCUCCGAACUUCGCGAGUUCGUCAACAAACUUCCCACCUAUCAACUGGAACAUCAAAGUCUCCGAGUCCAUACCAACCUUGCCGAAGAAAUCAUGAGAACCACUCGCUCAGAUAUCUUCCGCAAGAUUCUCGAAGUCCAACAAAACAACGCCGCGGGCGCCGACGCUACAUACCAUCACGACGCCGUUGAGGAGCUAAUCGCUCGCGAUGUUCCUCUGAAGACCAUUCUCCGUCUGCUCUGUCUUGAAUCGUGCAUGUCCGGUGGUCUCCGCCCCCGCGACCUCGAAAAUUUCAAACGUCAAAUCAUCCAAGCCUACGGCCAUCAACACCUUCUUACUUUCUGGGCUCUCGAAAAAAUGGAACUUCUUCAGCCUCGUUCUUCCGCCACCACCAUGCUCCUCCCUACCGCUGGCGCCCAGACAGGCACUAAGACCAACUAUGGCUACCUCCGCAAGAACCUCCGACUGGUCGUUGAAGAGGUCAGCGAAAAGGACCCUAAUGACGUUGCGUACGUCUAUAGCGGGUUCGCCCCUCUCAGCAUCCGUCUUGUUCAAUGUGUUCUGCAGAAACCUUACAUUCUUUCUCUUGUCAGAGGCGGAGCUGUCACUGCUGCAACACCUAGCCCUGCAAGCGCCUCGUCCCCAGGAUGGCUUGGUUUCGAGGACGUAGUGAAGAGUGCUCGUGGGGCUACGUUUAGCAUUGUACAGAAGGGUGACGACAAGGCCAUCAGGGCGCGGCAGACAAUCAGUGGGAAUAAUGCGAUCAAGACCGUUUAUGUUUUCUUUUUGGGUGGAAUAACGUUCACAGAAAUUGCAGCGUUGAGGUUCAUUGCGGCGCAGGAAGCUCCCAGGCGGAAGAUUGUGAUUUGUACGACGAGCCUUAUUAAUGGUGAUCGAAUGAUGGAUGCGGCGAUCGAGAAGGGGAGUUUUGCGAAGUUGGAGUGAAGGGUAGUUAAGACUUAAUGUUAGCGAUUGAUGAUAUGAGACCUACAUUAUAUGAUUACCCGGGAUUUUGUAGGUAAUGCUUCAGAGUCUUCGAGGCCAGGCUUUUAGCGGUGCCCGACAUAGAGUCUACGCUGUGCGUAACAAAUCAG
Molecule: messenger RNA, 2191 nt
Organism: Aspergillus neoniger CBS 115656
Lineage: Eukaryota; Fungi; Ascomycota; Eurotiomycetes; Eurotiales; Aspergillaceae
Product: Sec1 family protein
Exons: 4
Coding region: 60-2042 (660 amino acids)
Biological process (GO): vesicle-mediated transport; intracellular protein transport
Cellular component (GO): fungal-type vacuole; CORVET complex
Source: RefSeq, a predicted model, not a curated record